GCCAUCAGCCAUAGUAACCACCUGUUCGUGCCUGUGGUAUUUGUAUUCUGUCUCCUAUCGCUACUCGUGCGGGCUGAGGAUUCAGACGAUUAUACCGACUCGAGACAGCUCGGGAAGAACCACGCGGUUUCAAGGCAGAGAAACAACAUUCAGUGGUUACCGAAUUACAACUGGAAACCACUCGAGCAUUAUGGCCUGAGGUAUUCCGCGAAGAAUCGACGGAGGAAAAAGCGGGGAUGGAAUUUACAAAACCCGAGGAUCCGGAACAAAGGAUAGCAGAUCCGUGGAUAAAGAAAAUGCAAGAGAUAAGCCGACAGAAGAGAGAAAAAUGGGUACCAUACAAAAGAAACGAGAACGAAAAACUCACCCUCGACAAUGUCGAAGAAACUACGAGAGCGAACAAACUUAGAGACGAUGAAUCGAUCACGCCAUUUGAUCCUAUUCUAACACUCGCACAAUCUUCAAUGGAUCAAGACAGUGCGAGUGUGAACAAUUUCCACGAUUCUUCCUUACAAUCUACGGAUACAAGAACCGAUGAACUAAGCCAAAGGCUCGAUCUAUGGGAUGUAAGCGCAGAGAAUACAUCUGCAGAUAUCGAUAAAAAAAACCCCGUUAUGCUUCAUCAACGAUAUAAGGACUAUGAAAUAUCUAACAUAGAGGAAGUUCUAGUCGACAAACAGAACGCAAUUGCAACGGAUUACGAAAGAAGCGAACUUGAGAAGGAUCGUUCACUCACCUCUAAAGUAAAUUCACAAGAAUCUAAAGAAUCAAACUCACAAGGAUCGAAAAGUCAACAUAGAUCUAAUGAUAGAAAAAGAUAUUCAAACAGCGAUGAAAAUUUGGAUUAUAAGAAUAACUCUAAAAAAUCUCUUGCGAAGGUAAAUCCAAGACAAUCAAAUCUCUCUCAAAAUGAUAAAGAGGAAAACAGCAAAAACAAGAAACAUAAUAAGGAGAUGGCAAAACCGUCCAUGUGGAAGAUCAAGGAAGAGAGAGACGAUGCGGAAGAGAAGGACACGACAGGGAGAUCGCUGAAUCAUGGAGGAUCAUAUCAUCCUGGCAGAUGGGGCAUGAGCCUUUCGCAGCCGCCUAUGGAAUUUCGAAAGGACAUAUUCCGAUCGACGCAUCGGAAAAAUAAGGAACAUACUGAAAGCGAGAAAGACAGAAGGCAUGAUUUGGUUGAGCGAUGGGACAAUGCCGCCUCACCUCCGAAGAAACUCAAGAAUGGAAACAUCAUGCUGCAUCUUACCGCACACUUGGGCACGAAAUCGCCGGGCCAAGUUAAAGGAUCUUCCUAUCAUCGAUCACUUGCUCAUCAAAAUCAUCAGGAUUCUCAAACGGAUGACGAGCAUAAUAAGGAACUAGCUGAGACUUCACACGAACAAAUUCCAAAGAAUUGUUAUCAUUUACUAUAUCCAAAAGUCAAUUAUCAGAAUAACCAUCAAACAAAUGUUGAUCUUAAUCAUCUGUCAAGAAAUCUAAAAUUUCUAAUGCAAGCUUUGCAAUCUUUGCAUGAACAAAAUGUAGAUAUACCAAUGUCUUGUUGUAUACAAAUUCCAUACGUCUUAUUCCGUACCUAAAAAGAUCU
Molecule: messenger RNA, 1585 nt
Organism: Camponotus floridanus (Florida carpenter ant)
Lineage: Eukaryota; Metazoa; Arthropoda; Insecta; Hymenoptera; Formicidae
Exons: 4
Coding region: 237-1577 (446 amino acids)
Source: RefSeq, a predicted model, not a curated record